This is a messenger RNA of Mya arenaria, 410 nucleotides long. RefSeq lists its product as uncharacterized. NCBI's taxonomy places the organism in Eukaryota, Metazoa, Mollusca, Bivalvia, Myida, Myidae. The transcript is spliced from 4 exons. The record is from RefSeq and is a predicted model, not a curated record. The coding region runs from base 18 to 410 and encodes 130 amino acids.
UAAAAGUUUAGUUUGUGAUGGAAAAAGACGUUGAGAAAAAUAUAAACACUGAUGUACGACAGGACAAUGAGGAAAAUAGACGAUACCGAAAGACUAAUGUGCAAGACGAAGUAUCUGGGCGAAUGUCUUCAGCUAAUCGCGGGAGAGGUAAUAGAACUGCAACUAUGCACGGCGAAGUACCGGGACGAAUGGCUUUAGCUAAUUAUACUUGUCACGAUAAAAAUAAUAGGAGAGCUAAAGGUAGCAUCGUUUCCGGUACCAUAACCAGCAGUGAUAUUGAACGUGGUCCAUCUCCAAGUGACGCGGAUAAAUCAUCGGAGGCCGUGCUCGAGCCAUCCUCUUCACAGUGUGGUCCACAUUCAAGCAACGCGAAUAAGUCAUCGGAGGUAAAUAUUACCUUAUCGAAUUAA